Molecule: messenger RNA, 2853 nt
Organism: Euleptes europaea (tarantolino)
Lineage: Eukaryota; Metazoa; Chordata; Lepidosauria; Squamata; Sphaerodactylidae
Product: serine/threonine-protein phosphatase 4 regulatory subunit 1-like
Exons: 20
Coding region: 17-2833 (938 amino acids)
Biological process (GO): protein dephosphorylation
Molecular function (GO): protein binding; protein phosphatase regulator activity
Source: RefSeq, a predicted model, not a curated record
CCAUGUCCCUUUCAAAAUGGCUGGGAUCCCUUUGUAUUUUGUGGAUUUGCAGGAUGACUUAGAUGAUUUUGGGUUUGAAGACUAUGGACCAGAUUGUGAUAGCAUGAGGAUAACUGCGUUCUUGGACAUUCCAGGGCAGGAUAACUUGGCUCCACUUGCACGUCUGGAAAAAUAUGCUUUUAGCGAUAAUAUAUUCAACAGGCAAAUCAUUGCCAGAGGUCUACUUGAUGUCUUUCGAGAUUUCAGUCAUAAUGAUGAAGAUUACUUAACAGUAAUGGCAAUAGUGGUCAGGCUGUCAGAAGAUACAGAACCUACUGUACGGACAGAACUAAUGGAGCAGAUACCACCCAUAGCCAUUUUCCUGCAAGAGAGCAGACCAAACUUUCCUUCAGCUUUUUCAGAGUAUCUUAUGCCCAUUGUGGUGAGGUAUCUCACAGAUCCAAAUAACCAGGUGAGAAAAGCCAGCCAGGAAUCUCUGGUGAUACUGCUGGAGCAAGGGCUUGUCGCUCAAAAUGAUGUUGAAAACAAAGUAUGCCCGAUCCUGUUGGACCUGUCUGCUCCAGAGAGUGACGACGAAUACAAGGUGGAAGCUGUCAAUAUAAUCUGCAAAAUGGCUUCUAUGGUGAACAAGUCGACAGUUGAAUGCUUACUUCUUCCCCGAUUCUGUGAGCUCUGUGGGGAUGGGAAACUUUUUCAAGUCCGAAAGGUUUGUGCAGCAAAUUUUGGUGAUAUCUGCAAUGCUGUAGGGCAAGAAGCCACAGAGAAGAGCUUGAUUCCUAAGUUUUUUGAGCUUUGCUCUGAUAGCGUUUGGGGUAUGAGGAAGGCUUGUGCUGAAUGCUUUAUGGCUGUCUCCUACACGACAUCACCAGAAAUUAGGAGGAGCAAGCUGUCUCCCCUUUUUAUCAGCCUCAUCAGUGACCCUUGCAGAUGGGUUCGCCAAGCUGCUUUCCAGUCGCUUGGGCCGUUUAUUUCUACUUUUGCAAACCCUUCCAGUGCUGGUCUUUACAUUCGGGAAGAUGGGACCCUCAGCAUCCGGCCUUCCAGCCCCCACCCAGCAGGCAACCAUAUGAAUGCUAUGCUACGCAGCUCAGAGACGCCCGUGGAGAAUAAAUCAGAAUCAAUGACUGAGGGACCUUCCGCUAGCUGCACAUCUUGCUCUGAAAAUUCGGCUUCACGAGAAGAAAGCUCAGCAACGCGUAUUAAUUCAGAGAUAGAUUUGACUCGAUUGAGUCAGAGUGACAAUGUUGGUGCUUGUGUGGCCAAGGAUAUAAAAGGCUGUCAAGUCGGCAAUUGCAGGUCAAUGGACUCAAGGGCCCAGUCUGCAGAAGACGUGUUUAAUACUUUCUUAUACUGGCGUCCUCCGCUUCCUGACAUAAGCCAGGAUCUGGAACUGCUUCAGUGCAAAACAGAGAUGCUAGAAGAAAGCUGCUUGGCGUCGGCAGCUCUUUGUAACAACUGCGUUGCCAGCAGUGAAAUUAAAAAGGUGCUGCGAAGUUUGCAGGAGCACAUGGAUGACCCCGACGUUCAAGCUCAGGUUCAAGUACUGUCUGCUGCACUCAGAGCUGCUCAUCUCGACUCCGGCUAUGAGGUAAAACAAGAUGAGGAAGUUAAUAGUAACGACCAGGAAGAGGCAUCCCCUUUGGACCCCGAUCACAGCACAGGGAAUGAGAGCCCCCUGUCUUUGUCACCAACCCAGGGAGAGACUGUUGACCCUUCCAGUCCAACUAUAAAGAAAAAUAUGGAUGUAGAAGAACUACUCAAUGGGACCGACAGAGCUUUAGAGAUAGAAGAUAAUGAUACACCCUUUGAAGAAGAUAAAUCAAAAUUACAGGAUAUCAUACCUCAGCCUUUACUGGACCAGUACUUAUCAAUGACAGACCCUGCUCGAGCACAGACGGUUGAUAAUGAAAUAGCAAAACACUGUGCCUACAGUCUUCCGGGCGUGGCCUUAACAUUGGGGAGACAGAAUUGGCAUUGCUUGAAAGACACCUAUGAAACCUUGGCAUCUGAUGUACAGUGGAAGGUGCGUCGGACGCUGGCUUUCUCGAUUCACGAGCUGGCUGUUAUUUUGGGAGAUCAGCUCACAGCAGCAGACCUGGUGCCCAUUUUCAACGGCUUCUUAAAAGACCUGGAUGAAGUGCGCAUUGGAGUCCUUAAACACCUCUAUGACUUCCUUAAGUUGCUUCAUGCAGACAAAAGGCGUGAGUACCUUUACCAGCUUCAAGAGUUUGUGGUUACCGAUAACAGCAGGAACUGGCGGUUUCGCUAUGAGCUUGCAGAACAACUGAUUCUGAUUCUGGAGCUCUACAAUCCCAACGAUGUAUACGACUACUUAAGACACAUUGCACUAACGCUCUGUUCAGAUAAAGUCUCUGAAGUCAGGUGGAUCUCCUUCAGGCUGGUUGUGGCAAUAUUACAGAAGUUCUACGCCAACAAUGCAAACUCUCUGGGAUUAAAUUUCAUUAAUGAGUUGAUUGUGAGGUUCCGCCAUUGUUCCAAGUGGGUUGGAAGACAAGCCUUCGCCUUCAUCUGCCAGGCGGUGGUGGAUGAGGAGUGCAUGCCCGUUAACCAUUUUGUCGAGCACCUGCUGCCCAGCCUCCUGAGCUUGGCGUCAGAUCCUGUGCCAAACGUAAGGGUUCUGCUUGCCAAAGCUCUGAGGCAAACGCUGUUGGAGAAAGUUUAUUUUAGAAGCGUGGGCAACCCUCAUCUCGAAGCUGUUGAAGAAACUGUUCUGGUUCUGCAAGCCGACAGGGAUCAAGAUGUUGCCUUUUUUGCCACCAUCAAACCAAAACACCACACCAUGCACAUUACUUCCCUCGAAAAACAAAACUAACUUCGUUUGUCUCUGUGGAC